This is a messenger RNA of Styela clava, 2256 nucleotides long. RefSeq names its product dynein intermediate chain 3, ciliary-like. Gene Ontology annotation, cellular component: outer dynein arm. Gene Ontology annotation, biological process: cilium movement; outer dynein arm assembly. Gene Ontology annotation, molecular function: dynein heavy chain binding; dynein light chain binding. Lineage: Eukaryota; Metazoa; Chordata; Ascidiacea; Stolidobranchia; Styelidae. The record is from RefSeq and is a predicted model, not a curated record.
UCACGCGGCACGACUUCGUAUAGUAGCCAUGGUGACGAUGAAAGCUCGAACUCAGUGAACGGUUGUCCUUCUGACUCUGCAUUUCCAUCGGAUAUUUGGGCUUGACGCUAUAUUGAAUGCUGUUUCGUGAAUGGUUGAAUAAAAGCAAACAAGAUGGAAAUAGUCUAUGUGUAUACAAAGAAAAGGGCGGACUUUGGUCGGCAGUGUAAUUUUUCUGACAGACCAGCCGAACUUCAUGUUGAUGUUGUACCUGAUCCAUCUCUCACAUCAAAUUUUAUCGAAAGAAACCCAUGUGAUAAUGUCAUACAAUGUGCACAAGAAAUGUCAGAACAUGAGGUGAAUACUGAAAGAUUUGAAACGGAAAGUCGAGGGAUUAACCAUGUCGAAGGUGGGUGGCCGAAAGAUAUCAACCCACAGGAAGUUGAACAGACAAUUCGAUUCAGAAAGAAAGUUGAAAAAGAAGAUCAUUAUGUUAAUGCAAUUCAACAGCUUGGAAGUAUAAUGGAACACUGUAUAAAGCAAAAUAAUGCUAUUGACAUUUAUGAAGAGUAUUUUGAUAAUCUUGAAAUUGAAAGUACAGAAGAACCACCAUCGGCUAAAACUAUCAAUGUUUUCAGAGACCCUAAUGAGAUCAAGCGGACAGCAACCCAUUUAUCCUGGUAUCCGGACGGAAGCAAAAAACUGGCUGUUGCGUAUUCUAAUCUUGAAUUUCAGAGAUCAUCACCCAAUACUUCAUUUGAUUCCUAUAUUUGGGAUGUUGAAAAUCCAAAUAAACCAGAAUUGACAUUAAAACCAGUAUCACCAUUAGUUUGUCUGGAGUACAAUCCCAAAGAUUCUCAUGUUUUGGUUGGUGGCUGCUACAAUGGACAGAUUGCAUAUUGGGACACAAGAAAAGGAAGCCAUCCUGUUGAAUUAUCUCCUAUAGAACAAAGUCAUCGCGAUCCAGUUUAUAAAACAAUCUGGCUUCAAUCGAAGACAGGAACUGAAUGUUUCUCUUCAUCAACAGAUGGCCAGGUAUUGUGGUGGGAUAUCAGAAAACUUGGAGAACCAACUGAAAAACUUGUUCUUGAUCCAACACGAAAGCUUAACAUAGAGAAUGCACUUGGAGGAAUUGCACUGGAAUAUGAACCAACAAUGCCAACAAAAUUCAUGGUUGGAACAGAGCAAGGGCAAAUCGUUUCCUGCAACAGAAAAGCAAAAACGCCUGGAGAAAAAAUUGUCUCGUUGUAUCCUGGCCAUCAUGGACCAGUUUAUUCUCUCCAAAGAAAUCCAUUCUUCCCAAAGAAUUUCUUGACAGUUGGUGAUUGGACAGCAAGAGUCUGGUCUGAAGAUAUCAGAGAAUCAUGCAUCAUGUGGACCAAAUACCACAUGUCAUAUCUGACUGAUGGAAUGUGGAGUCCAGUACGACCUGCUGUGUUUUAUACAACAAAGAUGGACGGAACACUUGAUGUUUGGGAUUAUUUGUUUAAACAAAAUGAUCCAACACUCAGCAUACAGGUUUGUGAUGAGGCUCUGCACAGUUUGAGAGUGCAAGACAAUGGAAAAAUAAUUGCAUGUGGUUCACACACUGGUACUACGACUCUGCUUGAAUUAUCUGAAGGUUUAUGGAACAUGCAGAAGAAUGAAAAGAACUUGAUAAAUGGAAUGUUUGAAAGGGAAACAAAACGAGAGAAGAUUCUUGAAACAAGACAAAGGGAAUUAAGACUUAAGGAAAGAACUCAAUCACAGCAAGGUGGUGGAGAAGAGGAGAGAGUUGCCGCUGGGGGAGAUGAUGAAGAAGAGCAAGAAUUAAUUGAUAAAGCCGAAAAGGAAUUUUUCAAAGCAAUUGAGACAGAGAAAAAAGCAAUGACUGAAAAAGAUGUUGAAGAAAUUGGUGAUAUUAAAGAAAAAGCAACAGAUGAACCAACUGAAAAAGAGGAGACGACAACAGAUGGAGAACAAUAAUACUUCAUAUACUUUUUUAUAUUGUUAUAUUAUGGUUUAUGUUUGUGCAGUAUUAGCACAUCUUAACACUGUUUCAAACCAUUUGAUAAAAUGUAUAUUUUGUAAAACUUUUUUUUGUGAAAUUACUUACUUUUGAACUUUCAUUAGUUCUUUUUCUAUAAAAUUUGCUUGUAUUUAAGAUUGGUUUCAGAUACCUAAACAAGUGUUAGCUUUAUUCCAUCACACUUGGUUAAGCACCCUGAUGGGCACAAAGAUAUGAUUCUGUUAGUUUUUCGUAAUAAUAAUCCAAUGUUCAUAGUCUUUUCUGAGAAA